AUGGAAGAGGAUGACCAGAAUCCGUACUAUCCUAUUACCGACCGCCAGCGAUAUCCUUCUUUUCCACCUGAGGACACAGACGUUCAUGCUUGUUCUGGCCAAAACAUUGAUCUCCAAUUUCAACGCCAUCAGCUUCAAAAUCAAUAUGAUCAACUUCAAAUGCAACAUGAACAGCUUCAGUCUCAAUACAAUCAACUUCAAAUGCAGCACAAUAAUCUUCAAACUACGCACAAUGAGCUUCAAUCAAAGCAUAAUCGACUUCGAUCCCAUGUCUGCAAUGACCCAAUUGCUCUCCAACGUAUAACCCUCGCUUUGAACCUAGUUCACGGUGCCAGUUUGGUUAAACAUGAUGAGCAUGAAGCGCCUGCUGCAAAUCUUGCGCCUGUUGGUGGUCAUCGCUACAUUACAAGAAGAACUAAAAAGACUGAAACUGUUGUCAAGGGAGAACGUAAGAUGGAACCCGAUGUCAAAGAAGAACCUCGAGUUGCAACUGUUAUCAAAGAAGAACGUAAUGUUGUACCCUUUGUCAAGGAAGAACCUAUCGAAGAUGACCGCUCCCAUCUUACGCCUGAUCGUGAAUAUGCCCCUAGUUCAGCUAGUUUAUCCGAUGAAGAAAUGGAGGAUGAAGAUUACGAACCUACUCCCGCACCUGUUGCACCAAUUGUACGUUCAGUUGCAAGUCCAGCUACCAUUGCACGUCCAUUUGCACGUCCAACUACUGUUGCACCCCCAGCGACUGUUGCACCUCACGAGCUAAGAUUUACCAUGAAGGCGGAUCGUGAAGCAAAUAUGUCAAUUUACCAUCGCAAGGAGUUUGCAUAUUGCGAAAUCGCCAUGACAAAAGAAGAGUAUUACCAUGUUAAGGGACAAAAUUAUGUUGCUCCACAAACCCUUGCUACGCCAGACAGGAAUGGUAAUACUGAGGACCGCAGGCGCCUUCGAAUCACCUGGGCUGAGAGAGACCGACUUAACGCCUGGCGCGCCAGACAUGGACGUAAGCCACAUGAAAUCCGCGAAGGUACCAAGUAUGCUGCUGCCAGAGAUUUUUGGAGAUUGAACCCCCCUCUCGCCAUCGAGCCACGCAGGACCGUCGAGUGGAAAAAAGAAGGAGGAGACAUUCCUGCCCCUUGA
Messenger RNA from Botrytis fragariae, 1131 nucleotides. RefSeq lists its product as uncharacterized. The transcript has 4 exons. The record is from RefSeq and is a predicted model, not a curated record. NCBI's taxonomy places the organism in Eukaryota, Fungi, Ascomycota, Leotiomycetes, Helotiales, Sclerotiniaceae. Bases 1 to 1131 code for a protein of 376 amino acids.